Lasiosphaeria miniovina is the source of this 2381-nucleotide messenger RNA. Its product is annotated as pyruvate decarboxylase. The record is from RefSeq and is a predicted model, not a curated record. The transcript has a single exon. Gene Ontology annotation, molecular function: magnesium ion binding; pyruvate decarboxylase activity; thiamine pyrophosphate binding. Bases 472 to 2178 code for a protein of 568 amino acids. Gene Ontology annotation, cellular component: cytosol. Lineage: Eukaryota; Fungi; Ascomycota; Sordariomycetes; Sordariales; Lasiosphaeriaceae.
CUUUCCUGUGACUUCCCUGUUGCAUCCAUUUGGGAAAGAACUGCCCGCAAAGGGGUGGUCUGAUGCUGCCACUCGCACCCCACCCAGCUUCGGUCCGAAGCUCGAUGCAUCCGCCGGUUGGACAAAUUCAGGGACCACAGCCUAGAGCCCCCCACUGUUCCUGACGAAGCCCGGCAGUCUGUGAGGUGCUUGCGCACCUCACGCCACCCAGUUGCUCCAGAACACACGAAUCGCGCCUUGGCGGCGCCUCUUCAGCACAGCCUAGCAGCAGUAACCUACCAACGUGCAUCAUGCAGACAUCAGCGCAUUCCCUCGUCAUGCUCCUAUUGUCGGGGAGCGGCGACCGGCCCGCAAUGACCGCAUAUUUUCGGCGAAAGAAAAGAGAUAAAACGAUCCAGCGUCGACGGGGCUCCUCGCAAUAGCAAGCGUUUGCAUCGCACUCAACUCAGCAUCGAGAAAAACAAGGCAAAAAUGUCAGCACACGACAAAAAGUUCACAGUCGGCGACUAUCUCGCCCAGCGCCUGGCCGAGAUUGGCAUCUGCCAUCAUUUCGUCGUGCCGGGCGACUACAAUCUCAUUCUCCUCGACAAGCUCUCGGCCAACCCCAACCUGACCGAAAUUGGCUGUGCAAAUGAGCUCAACUGCUCCAUGGCCGCCGAGGGCUACGCCCGGGCCAACGGCGCCUCCGUCUGCGUCGUCACCUUCAGCGUCGGCGCCCUCUCGGCCUUCAACGGCACGGGAAGCGCCUACGCCGAGAAUCUGCCCCUGAUUCUCGUUAGCGGAUCUCCAAACACCAACGACGCCGGCCAAUUCCACAUCCUGCACCACACUCUGGGCAAUGGCGACUACACGUACCAGUACGAAAUGGCCAAGAAGAUCACAUGUUGUGCUGUCGCGGUUGCCCGCGCCGAAGAGGCCCCGCGCCUGAUUGACCGCGCCAUCCGGCACGCCCUCCUGGCGCGCAAGCCGUGCUACAUCGAGAUCCCAACCAACUUGGCUGGCGCCUCUUGCGUGCGGCCGGGACCAAUCAGCGCCGUCACCGACUACGUUGUCAGCGACCCGGCCGCGCUUGAAGCUGCCGGCAACUGCGCCUCUGAGUAUCUUAGUGGCAAGCUGAAGCCCGUGAUCCUCGUCGGGCCCAAACUGCGACGGGCUGGAGCCGAGGCCGAACUGCUCCGGCUGGCCGAAGCAAUGGGGUGUGCCGUCGCUGUGCAGCCCGCGGCCAAGGGCAUGUUUCCUGAAGACCACCCUCAGUUUGUCGGGAUCUUCUGGGGCCAGGUCAGUACAGGCGCAGCCGAUACCAUCGUGCACUGGGCCGACGCUCUCAUUUGCGUGGGAACCAUCUUCAACGAUUAUAGCACCGUCGGCUGGACCGCCGUUCCCGAUAUCCCCCUGAUGGCCGCCGACAUGGACCAUGUCACCUUCCCAGGCGCCCACUUCAGCCGCGUGCGGCUCCCCGAAUUCCUCGGUCGCCUUGCCGAGCAGGUGUCCUUCAACGACACAACAAUGGUCGAAUACAAUCGCCUACGGCCAGAUCCCCUGCACCUGCAUGUCGCCGCCCCCGAGGACGCGCUGACCCGAAAGGAGAUCUCGCGACAAGUGCAAGACAUGAUGGGUCCCAAGACGUCGUUGUUUGUCGAAACAGGCGACAGCUGGUUCAACGGGAUCCAGCUCAAGCUGCCGCAAGGCGCGCAGUUUGAGAUUGAGAUGCAAUGGGGCCACAUCGGCUGGUCCAUACCAGCGUCAUUCGGCUACGCCCUGCACUACCCGGAGCGGCGGACCAUUGUCAUGGUCGGCGACGGCUCGUUCCAGGUCACGGCGCAGGAGGUGUCGCAGAUGGUGCGGUUCCGCAUCCCCAUAACCAUCAUCCUCAUCAACAACCGCGGCUACACCAUCGAGGUGGAGAUCCACGACGGCUCGUACAACAAGAUCAAGAAUUGGGAUUACGCCAUGCUUAUCAGGGCCUUCAACAGCACCGACGGCGACGCUAAGGGCCUCGUGGCUAACACGGCGGGCGAGCUGGCCGAGGCGAUCGCUAUCGCGGCUAAGCACGAUGGCGGCCCUACCCUGAUCGAGUGCACCAUCGACCAGGAUGAUUGCAGCCGAGAGCUGAUCACGUGGGGCCACUAUGUAGCCUCCGCCAAUGCCAGGCCGCCGAGACACCAGCGUGAGGACUGAUGCUUGGGGAUUUACCAGGUUCUGUGUAAUAUGGGUUUCCGUAUUGGUCGGCGUUUAAGGGAAGGGGAAUACUGGCAUAGUUAUUAGAAUAUGACAAGGCUGAGGUGUAGAUGUCGUGAUAAUGGGUUUGGCCAGCCGUAGAGUCCUAGAUUGGAAACAAUUAGACAUCAAGGCAUGAAUAUUAAACGAUAAAGUUACUUCCA